UUGGAUCGAAAGCGGCGGCGGCAACAACAAGAUGGCGCGACCCAGGGCGGAGCGGCGGUGAGGGUGAGGGGCUGGAGGAGCAGUUACAGGGACGGGGCCGAAGCCGAGGCCUCGCCACGAUGAGCGACGUCAUGGAGAAGACGCUGUCGGCGCUGCCCAGCCUCCUGUCGCUGGAAGGCGGCGCCGGCAUCACGGCCGCGUCCCGGCUCGGCGGCUUCAUCCGCGGCCUCACCGAGCUGGCGUCCAAACAGGAUGAGGAGAAACUGAUCAAGAAGGAAUUGGCUGCGUUAAAAGAACAGGUCUCUGCUCCCACCACAUCUCCGAAGCAAAUGUGGGAAUGUUUGGUGCGUCUGAUCUACUGUGAAAUGCUGGGGUACGACGCCUCCUUUGGAUACAUACACGCAAUCAAAUUAGCUCAGCAGGGCAGCCUGAUGGAAAAAAGAGUUGGCUACUUGGCCGUUUCUCUCUUUCUAAAUGAGGGACACGAGCUGCUGCUGUUGCUUGUGAACACCGUCCUAAAGGAUCUCCAGAGCACUAACCUUCUUGAGGUUUGCAUGGCUUUGACUGUUGGCAGCCAGCUUUUCCCACUGGAUAUGAUCCCUGCCGUUCUUCCUCUGGUUGAAGAGAAGCUUCAGCAUUCAAAGGAAAUAAUAAGAAGAAAAGCAGUGCUUGCGCUGUAUAAGUUCUAUCUUAUUGCUCCAAAUCAAGUUCAACACAUUCAUGACAAGUUUAAGAAAGCUCUGUGUGACAAGGAUCCUGGAGUUAUGGCUGCCUCUCUUCACAUCUACCUUCUGCUGAUUAAGGAAAAUCCAGAUGGCCAUAAAGAUUUAACUGGGAGCUUUGUAACUAUUCUUAAGCAAGUGGUUGGCGGGAAGCUUGCAGUGGACUUCAACUACCACAGUGUGCCAGCGCCCUGGCUACAGAUCCAGUUGCUGAGGAUUUUAAGAUUGCUGGGAAAAGAUGAUCCAGUAACUAGUGAAUUAAUGUAUGAUGUUCUUGAUGAAUCUUUACGAAGAGCCGAUCUGAACCACAACAUAACCUAUGCAAUAUUGUUUGAGUGUAUUCAAACAAUAUAUACCAUUCAUCCAAAGUCAGAAUUGUUGGAGAAGGCAGCAAAGUGUACUGGAAAGUUUAUCUUAUCACCAAAAAACAACUUAAAAUAUCUAGGAUUAAAAGCACUCACAUACGUAAUCCGGCAAGAUUUGAAUCUAGUUCUUCAGCACCAGUUGACAAUAAUUGAAUGUUUAGAUCACUCUGACCCGAUUAUAAAGAGAGAGACGCUAGAACUGCUCUACCGAAUUACCAAUGCACAAAACGUAGCUGUUAUAGUGCAGAAACUGCUGGACUACUUGAGACAAAGCAAGGACGAAUACAUCACCAUCAAUUUAGUUGGCAAAAUAGCACAACUUGCAGAACAGUAUGCUCCCAGUAACGAGUGGUUUAUACAAACCAUGAACACGGUGUUUGCAGUUGGCGGAGAUAUGAUACAACCGGAAAUCCCAAACAACUUCUUGAGACUACUGGCUGAAGGAUUUGAUGAUGAAGUGGAGGACAAGCAAUUGAGACUCUAUGCAGUGAAUUCCUACCUUGCUCUUUUGGAAAAGCCCAAAGCACAAUAUCCCUUGAAAUUCCUACAGGUUAUGAGCUGGGUGCUGGGAGAAUAUUCCUACCUCAAAACAGAAACCAAACCAGAAGACGUCAUACAGAAGCUACAUUGUUUACUCGGAAAAUGUGCUGCAAAUUUGGAAACAAAAGCUUGGAUCUUGAGUGCGAUUACCAAACUCUAUCGUCUGACACUGAAUGUCAAAGCAAUACCUGAAAUCAUGCAACAUUUUGGGAAUUCAAUGGAUCCUUGUUUGAGACAAAGUUGUUUUGAGUUGAAGCAAUUUAUUGAGAACAGAGAGAUGAUGACCUCAGUUUUACCACUGAAUGCAAGUUGCGAUGAUAUAGUGGUUGAUGCUUCGCUCUCUUUUCUGGAUGGUUUUGUUGCCGAUGCGUUGGGUCGCGGAGUUGCACCGUAUAAGCCGCAUCAUCAAAGACAAGAAGAGAAAUUGGCUCAAGAAAAAGUGUUGAAUUUUGAACCUUAUGGACUAUCGUUUCAACAAGCCCAACAUACCUCCAGUGUUACAGGAAGACAAUCCCCUGCAGACUUGUCCUUACAUUCAGAGAUUUCUUACAACAGCACAGAAUCUGGAUUAAAAGAUUCAGAGGGUCUGAAACUUGAAGGGGUGAAGAAAGUGUGGGGUAUGAAGGGCUACCUUCGAAGCAAGGAAUCCAAAGAAGAAACCUCAAGCAAAGCAAUUGCUGUUUCCGAAGGUGAAAUGGCUGCUCAAUGUCCCUCCACUGCAGAAAGUGUCGUCAGUAUUUCUGCAGAAGAACAAGAGAGACAACGUUUGGCAUCAUCUCUAUUUGUUGGUUUGGGAUCCAAUAACCUUGUAAAUCUGAUGGGGAAAACUCCGAGCACUGCCCAUACAUUUCGCCGAAAGUCAAAGAAUAUUGAGAAACAAAAUAGCUCUAACAAGAUGACGUCUGCACUGAAGGCGACUGCUUCACACCCUGGUGAAAUUCCAGAUCUAAUGGAUAAUGUCCCAGAAAGCUGUAUUUCCUUCCAAGAGAGUAAAGCAGUACCUCUGGUGAAUGCAGCAACUUGCUCUGGAGUGGAACCUGGCCAAGUAUCUGAUCAAGCCUGGGCUCUGAAUAACAACUUAAUCGAAGCCAAGCCGACAGCAUCAAAGGAAUCUUUUUCGGGUCUAUUUGCAGAUGGGAAUUUUGACAUUAUACAGCCUGUAAAUUGCAAUUCUUCCUCUGUGGCCCAUGAACCUGUCUCCAGUUUGACUCCAAACUUGCCCGUCGAGUUCUCUGAGUUUUUGCAUUCAGGAUUUGAGCAAGUUUGUGCCACUGAAAAUGUAACUCUGUCUUCCUGCAAAGUCUGGAAAGAGGACUGUCUGUUAAUAAUCCUAUUUUUUACUAAUCACAGCAAUAUAGAAGUUACAAAUGUGACCAUCGAAUUUACAUUGACUGAAGAAUUGAAGGCUGUUGAGAGUUCAACUUUCCAUUUUGCAACCAUAGAAUGCCAUGCCUCCGUCAGAUGUCAGCUGUGUCUGCAAAUGGUGAAGCCUUGUUCCCAGGUAGCCCUCUCCGGGCACGUCAGUUAUCAUCCCAAGACCCACCAAUGCACUGAAGAGAAAUGUACACUAACUUUAUUCUUAACUGAUUUUAUCAGGCCUUUAAAACUGUCGACUGAAGAAUUUGGGAACCUUUGGCUUUCACUCUCCAACGACGUGAAACAGAAUCUUAACGUCUCAUCAAAGUCAUCGGAAGCUUUGACGUCAGCACUUAACACUCUACAGAAAGAGCUCCAGCUGCACAUUGUGGCUAUUAUAGGAACAGAAGGGAUUGUGUCCUGCCAGCUGCUUCCAUCGACGGCCUGUUUACUCCACUGUCGAUUCCACGCUGGGACUUUAUCACUGUGGCUGCGAUCAGGUUGCGGUGUCCUUCUAGACUGCUUGCUGUACGAGUGCCAAAAGGUGAUACAAAAAAUGUAAGCUCGGCAAAAAACCUGAGGCAGAAAUAGUCAGGCAGCUUGCGUUUUCCUCACUGGUUUUGACAAUGUUUCUCACGUUCAUUGGAAUCGAGGUGGCUGUGGCGUUUGAUGAGGACAUGUUGUUUGAGGCCACUGCAGGCUGGUUGUUCCAGAGCAGCAAUGUGACAUGAACAAUGGUCAACCAUUGUAAGAGCCGUUCACAGUAUAAAAGCAAGUGGGAGUAGCAACUCUGUACUGAAACUGCUUCUUGGGGACUCCCUGAGAUUUGCUAGCGGCUGGUGUUCAAAUGUUUCUUCAUUUCCAAAGGUUUUUUUAAUAUGGAAAUUCUAGGCUAGUGCCACUGUAUGGAAACUGCAAUGUAAGGUAAAACUUUUUGAAUCAUGAUAGUAUUUUGAUUCCAGGUUUGACGUUUUGCGCAUAUGAGAACUGUGAAAACAAAAACGUAGUUCCAACUUUGUGAUGGAUGCCAAGUAUCUUGGAGUACUGUAGCAUGUCUAGCACGUUUAUACUUGCAAACCAGCUUGGAAGUUCUCAAUUAGGAGUUCCAUCGAAAUUAACAGCAAUUUAUUUUGUGUAGGAAGGAACUGCAGAUGCUGGUUUAGACUGACGAUAGACACAAAAAGCUGGAGUAAUUCAGCGGGACAGGCAGAAACUCUGGAGAGAAGGAAUGCGUGACGUUUCGGGCCGAAACCCUUCUUCACCUAUUCCUUCUCUCCAGAGUUGCCGCCUGUCCCGCUGAGUUUCUCCGGCGUUUUGUGUCUAUCAUCAAUUUAUUCCACCUGUGCUGCAACUUGGAGUCAUUUAUGCAUGGGGUACUCAUUAAAUGCUGGAAGGUUUUUUUUCCGAAUCACACACUUCCAGUUUUUGAGCACAGAAGCUCCAAACUGUGUAGGGAUAUUGCUUCGAGUUGCGCAUAUUUAAUCCCGUUCCAUCACUUCUCUUAUUGCAAGCUGCAUUGAAAUUGCAAAAUUAAAUUUUUCCGCUGGAUGGAGCAAAGUUUUAUUGCUCCUGUAUUCCUAGGCGUGACACUAAUUUGCUACAAGAGCAUCACUAAUUUGUUGCACUGAUAUUAAACAAAGGGAGUUUGCUUAUCAUUUCUUGCACUGUGGUCAAGAUCAGAGUAAUAAUCAGGGAAGUGUUUUCAAGCUCUUUCGGAGCAGUUGUGCAUGUAAGUUAUAGUACUUAUCAAGACUGACCCAAAGCCUUAUGCAUGUAUAAUAUAAUCAGCCUAUUUUGUACCGGUGGUACAGUUUUCACUGUUUAAUAAUGUGUGUGGUUGAGUGUGUAUAUACAUAAUAAAUAUAGUAUGUUUAAUUAUGGUUUCUGUAAACAUCUGUAAUUUAAUGACUGCAAUGCUCAAUAUAAUUUCUUUGUA
Molecule: messenger RNA, 4919 nt
Organism: Leucoraja erinaceus (little skate)
Lineage: Eukaryota; Metazoa; Chordata; Chondrichthyes; Rajiformes; Rajidae
Gene: ap4e1
Product: adaptor related protein complex 4 subunit epsilon 1
Biological process (GO): intracellular protein transport; receptor-mediated endocytosis
Cellular component (GO): membrane coat; AP-4 adaptor complex
Molecular function (GO): cargo adaptor activity
Source: RefSeq, a predicted model, not a curated record